AAUACAGAAGCAUAUUAGCACUAGGAUUUCUGAAAAGCGAGCACUUGCGCUCCCCAUCAGCUCUAAGUAAAACAUAAUACAAUGUGGUGCUGGCAUUAGAAUCAACCAGCAUGCCAGAUGUAUCAACAUUAUUUUCCUUUAAAACAUCAACCAACGUAUACCCAGAUUCAUCUGGUCCAACCUAAGUGCUUUUUCUGCUGUCAUUAAUCGGUUAGGUGAGUUUGAUGAUAUUUUGGAUAGAAGCAACUCUAAAUCUCUCUCGGAUUCUUUGGAAGACAUAGAUAUUAUGUACAGAGACUAUACAAGUUCAUCUGCAUUGGAAUCUAAUGAAUUGACUCCACAAAAGAAACAUGAAACGUUACUGGAGAUAGAUAAUUUGAUUCUGAAGACACCAAGUGAUUCUACACUUAUUACAGACUUGUCAUUGACAAUCAAGGCAAAGGAUAAUUUACUGAUAACAGGACCAAGUGGAAGUGGCAAAACAUCUUUAUUAAGAGUUAUGGUUGGUCUAUGGAGAACCGGAACCGGAAAGAUCAUAUACUAUGUAAAAGGUGGGGAAGAUGCUGAGAAAUCCAUUAGUUCAGAUGUGAAUACUCCUCGUGAUAUAUCUGAAGAUCGUGGAAAAUCCAUCAGCAGAAAAUCUGGAAUCUUUUUCCUACCUCAAAAGCCGUACAUGGUUUUGGGUACUCUUCGUCAACAAUUACUUUAUCCAACUUGGGGUGAUGAUCUCGUUCCAACAUUGGAUAGUGAUAAACAAAAAAAUGUGCUUCCUUUCUUGUCGAAUUCAGAUGAUAUGAAUAGUGAACUUAUGAAGCCAAAAACAGACGAGCUGAUAAAGAUCUUCGAGGAUGUCCGUCUUGGCUACAUAUUACCUCGAUUUGGGUUGGAUUCAACACAUGAAUGGUCUAGUGUUCUCUCUCUGGGAGAACAGCAACGUCUUGCAUUUGCUCGUCUUUUGCUUUUAAAACCUCAACUAGCUCUACUGGAUGAAUCGACAAGCGCACUUGAUGAACCCAAUGAGGUUUAUUUGUACAAAAAGAUUGCAGCAGCAGGCAUAACAUACAUUAGUGUUGGCCAUCGGUCAACCUUAUCCAACUUCCACGACAGAAUCCUAUGCAUAUCUACAACCGAUUCAAACAAUGAACAACCAAAUUGGCACAUCGAACCCACUAGACGUGAAUCCUCUUUAAAAGUUUAGAAAUGUAUGAUUGUUGCAGGGUUUUGGUAUUGACAUCUAUGCUCCAAAUUCAUUGAACCAUAAUUUCCCGGAGUACGGAUGUCAUCAUAUAGAUUUUCCCAGGAAACUUGUUAUUGUUAUAACCUUUAAUUUUUAUAUACAGAUCCAUAGAAACACUCAUAGAAUGCUUUUUAUAAAUUUAGGCUUGCUGUUCUUUUCACAACAAAAUUGAACCGAUGUAUCUAAAGAGAGAUUCGUGUGUUAA
This is a messenger RNA of Medicago truncatula (barrel medic), 1442 nucleotides long. Its product is annotated as ABC transporter D family member 2, chloroplastic. The coding region runs from base 287 to 1198 and encodes 303 amino acids. The record is from RefSeq and is a predicted model, not a curated record. Lineage: Eukaryota; Viridiplantae; Streptophyta; Magnoliopsida; Fabales; Fabaceae. Gene Ontology annotation, molecular function: ATP binding; ATP hydrolysis activity. The transcript is spliced from 5 exons.